AUGAAAGAAGAGGGAGGAAGUGUAUGUUUUGGUUCGGUUUAUACCAGAUGGGGUAGGAAGGAUUGUCCAUCAAACGGGACAGAGCUGGUUUAUACAGGAGUUACAGGUGGAGGCUACUAUGAUCAUACUGGUUCAGCUGUUAACUACGUUCGUUUACCUCACGACCCAGACUUCAUUCAGGGGGAUACAUCUGGAGGAUAUGCGACAAUAUAUGGGAGCGAAUAUCAAGAAAAUAAAUUCGGUCAUAAUCUAGUUGACAAUGAUGUACCUUGUUCAGUUUGCAGAGCAAUUACCAAGUCAUCAGUGGUGAUGAUUCCCGGCAAAAUGAUUUGUUAUUGCGCCUGGAACCGAGAAUUUUAUGGACGUUUGGCAGCUGGAUUUGAUGAUGCAAAAGCUGCAUCUGAAUAUGUUUGCGUUGAUCACCAGGCGCAAUACAUAGAAGGUGGUGGUGCUAAUCAUGAUGGAAAACUUUUCCAAACAGUUGGGGCUAAAUGUGGGUCAUUGCCGUGUCCGCCUUAUUAUGAUAUGGCACCAAUGUCUUGUGUUUUUUGUUCUAAGUGA
Mytilus trossulus (common blue mussel) is the source of this 561-nucleotide messenger RNA. RefSeq lists its product as uncharacterized. The coding region runs from base 1 to 561 and encodes 186 amino acids. NCBI's taxonomy places the organism in Eukaryota, Metazoa, Mollusca, Bivalvia, Mytilida, Mytilidae. The transcript is spliced from 3 exons. The record is from RefSeq and is a predicted model, not a curated record.